AUGGCCAAUGGGUAUCCUCGCAACUUUAUCGAACGCGGCAGACAGACCGGACCGAGCCGACGUUUGGUGACAGAACAACCAACAAUAUGGCGGGCGCUUCCAUACAUCGACGGCCUUUCUGAGGCCGUCUCGCGUCUUUUAAGACCGCUGGGGAUCGGCAUCGCCUACCGACCGGAGUCAACGAUUCGACAUCUGGUCAUGAGACCUAAGGCCCCUCUGCCACCAGGUGAAACCACGAACGUCAUCUACCGGAUCCGGUGUAACUCCUGUGAAGUCAACUACAUUGGGGAGACCGGAAAACGGCUACAAACUCGUGUUGGAAAACACAUGAGGGCAUUAAGGCGAAUGGACCCUUUGUCUCUGGUGGUUGAACACUGCGCCGAUGCCAGACACACGUUCGCCUUUCAGCAUGCCGAAAUUCUGGGCCGGGGAAACGAUCGCAUAGCCAGGGAAACAAUCGAGGCUUGGCACACGGGGACAACCUCCAUCAACCGCUGUGUGGCUCUUCCCGCUGCCUAUCAAGCCCUUCGAGCGCAGCUCAGUAAACAAUUGAGCAGACGUGCACCCAGGCUAAACAUGAAUCCAGACAUGAGCGAGUCCAUGGCGGAUACACACUCAGUCACCCCUCAACCGGGUUCCGACGAAGGCUCAGUCCUCAUCACAGCCGGUCCAUCUACUAGUCCGGCGGACAAGAAAACGGACAGUCGUUGCGGCGUAAACAAGAUUGCCAGUCGUGAACGACAGCCACGCUCAAUGAAGGUACGAACGACGACCACCAACGUCUUAACGCCGGCCUCCGAUGUAGAUUGA
Molecule: messenger RNA, 810 nt
Organism: Spirometra erinaceieuropaei
Lineage: Eukaryota; Metazoa; Platyhelminthes; Cestoda; Diphyllobothriidea; Diphyllobothriidae
Source: the annotation of a GenBank genome assembly